UGGGAAAAGGAUUUACAAAACAAUAAAAUAGAUUUAUUCAUUCUGAGAUAGAUGAGUAACUGGAGGAACAACACUGGGGGUCGAAAGCCGCUGUCAUUUGUGGCAGCCGCUCCUCCGCCCCCACCACCUCCUCCACCAAUCCCAGAUGAUGAUGAUGUCUGGGGUGAGGAACUGCCGGAAGAUGCUCUUGAGGAGGCGAUGCUGCUGGAGUCGCAACAUCUUGCCAGGCCACUGACUGAGGACCAUGUCCCAGCCCCAUCAACACACAGCAAGCGGCAGCCGCCGGUGGCGGCGCCCAGCACCGUCCGCGUGCCGCCGCCGGAGCCCGCGGCGCCGCUGUCUGAACUGCAGCAGCUGCGGCGCGACCACCAGGCACUCAGCGAUCAGCUGCGCGCUGCAAAGGCCGACAAGUACACCCAGCAGGGGCAGGUGUCUGUUCUGCGGGAGGAGCUGACACGGCGCUGUCGGGAGCUGGAGAACUGUCGCCUGGAGAGCUCGCGCCAGCUGCAGGAGCAGCACUCCUGUCUGGAGCAGAGCACGGCGGCGCUCAACAAGGAACUGGAGACGCUCCGCACAGAGCUCCAGUUCAAGAGCCACGAGCUUGCCGAGGUCACCCGCCAGUAUCGGGCUCUGCGCGACUCGCCCGGACGCGCUGCCAGUCCGCCGCGGAAGGCGCCGCGACUCGACUCCGCCGACCAGUCGUUCGCCGCCGCUCGCCGCUUCGUCACCAGCUCGGAGUUUCGCCGACCGGAGAAGUUUGCAGCGCGGACCGAGACGUCUGGCACUCAGACGGAUCCGGACCCUGAGGAGUCGCAGCCAGACGGUGACGAGGUGGCCGCCCACCAGCUGGUGCUGUCCGUGCUGCGGGCCUGCGCCGACUGCCGCUGGCUCGACGGCGCCGCUCUCUCUGAGCUGGCCGACCCGGACCCGCAGCGGGCCAGUGGCGCGGCCCACCGGCUGGCCGCCGCCGCCACCGGCCGGCUCGCCGCGUUCUCAGACAGCGUGGAGCGGCUGCGGGCGACCCGGGCUGACGACAGGCAGGUGUGCACGCUGGGCUCUGGCCGGCGUCGGACGGCGGCCCGCCAGGCUCUCCAGCAGGAGGAGACGGCCGCCGUGGCUGCGCUGACCGCCCUCAGACGGCUGGCCGAGUGGUCGGCGCCGCUGGCAGCGCGGCUGGCCGCUGACCGGCCGCUGACCGAGCUGCUGCCGCGACUGCUGCGGCCCGCCAUCGCCCAGGGUGAAGUGACGAAUGCCCACAUUAUGGAGCACACCGCCGUCCUGCUGGCGACGAUGGCCGGCGACACCCUCCCGGACGAACUAUUCCAGGCUCUCUGUCCCGUCGUGCACGAGGUGUUUAACACCAAGCCGCCGUCCCGGCUGUUAUUGGCUCUGCUGGAGCUGCUGAUCAGUGCGGCCGGCACAGGGCAGAUAGCGGGCCUCUGGUGCCGCGCCGCCCCGCCCCCGGCCGAGCCCCCCGCCCGGAAACACACAGGCACGUGUCUGAUGAAGAAGCUGAACAUCCUCUGCUGCGAGCGGGGCGCGCCGUCCGAUCCUCCGUCCCCGUCCAGCUACCGACUGCCUGCGAGUCACAGUCGCCACGGGCCGCAGAGGCAGCCGCUGACCACCGGACGGGCUGACCUGAGCUCGCAGCAGGGUAAACGGUGGAAGCUGUCGGCGGCCGGCGGCGCCUGCGACGCCCGCUGGCUGCGGAUG
Amphibalanus amphitrite is the source of this 1713-nucleotide messenger RNA. RefSeq lists its product as uncharacterized. The record is from RefSeq and is a predicted model, not a curated record. The annotation marks the transcript as partial. Lineage: Eukaryota; Metazoa; Arthropoda; Thecostraca; Balanomorpha; Balanidae. The transcript is spliced from 12 exons.